Messenger RNA from Fusarium keratoplasticum, 1701 nucleotides. RefSeq lists its product as uncharacterized. The transcript is spliced from 3 exons. Bases 1 to 1701 code for a protein of 566 amino acids. NCBI's taxonomy places the organism in Eukaryota, Fungi, Ascomycota, Sordariomycetes, Hypocreales, Nectriaceae. The record is from RefSeq and is a predicted model, not a curated record.
AUGACGACCGCUGUACCUACAAACCUCGACCCUUGGUCCGUCUCGGCUCCCUACGAGAACAGCACCUACGAUCUCCAGAAUGUCAUCUCGCGCAAGUGGGUCAACAGUCCUAAUAUCCGAGGUACUCUGGAUAUUCUGCAGAGCUGUGUCUUGACCCUUGUUGCGUGCAUCUACACUGCGUUGCAUCUAGAUGUUCCGACAAAGACGAAAUGGCAUCGGAUCUUGAUUUCAAAGGUCAAGUGGUCUCUGAUUACGCUGUUUGCGCCGGAGAUUGUUUUGUACAUGGCUGCAGAUCAGUUGGUCGAGGCUUGGAAGCUUAGAAAGGAGCUGAGGAAGUUGAGGGAGACGCAACUAAACCCUCCCAAGGACUUUGAUAUUGAUCUCACGUAUGCCUUUUUCAUCGUCAUGGGAGGUGUUCGUAUCGACGUCAAGGACCUGCUGUCCUGGCCGGAUAUUGAUGACUCGUCACGGUGGGGAGUUGGUUCUCUCCCUCGCGAGGACGUGGAAGGCCGCGGAACAACAGUCCGAGUUAGCGGUACAACAGUGCUUUGGCUUGCAGGUCAAGGUCAUUGGGUCAAGAUCCCUCGGGCGAAGAUUACCGACAAGAGCAAAGCAGACACGUUUCAGAAAAUCCUCGUUCUUAUACAGGUCUCCUGGAUGAUUAUGCAAUGCAUUGCUCGUUGGAUGUACAAGUUGCCUCUAACCCUCUUGGAAAUUCAUACGAUGGUGCAUGUCGUAUGUGCGAUGAUUCUCUAUGGCUUUUGGUUCAAGAAACCGCUCAAUGUCCAAGACCCUGAGGUCAUUAGGCCUGACGUUGAGGGAUUCGACGGUGAAAUUGCACUGCUUCUUCAGCGCCAGUUCUACACCACCAUCUCGGCAAACUUGUCUCUUUUGGAUCCUAGAGAGCCGCUCCCUGACGAUUCUGAGAUACCGUUACGCUACAUCGAGCGAGGACCCGAUGAAAAAAUAACCGUGGGCGAUGUUCUCCCUAAUGGACUAGCACUCUACACCGUCCCCGAGACCCCUGACGAAGAUGCCCCCGAAGAUGCCCUUGCUGUUCUUCCUGAAGAAGACCCCGAUCUCGAGAUACUGAUAACAUAUGAGUUUUUGAACCGCUGGCAAGCCAUCCUGAACACUUUUGGCGACAAAAGAAGCUACGGCAUCAUGAAAUGCACCGACUUCAUCGAUGAGGCCAGCAAGACCAACGACGGCAUCGACAUUUUCAUGUGGAAGCUCCGCAGCAUGCCCUUCAGCGAAGGCAAGAGAAACCUCGACAUUGACUUUACAACCUUUAGUGGAAUGUCAGCCAAGGACCUCAACGAAGAGCUAGAGGAUUUCUUUUCAUGGUACGGCGGUCUUUUGGGUCUCGCGGUGGUACUGUCGGCUUUGUACGGCGGUAUACAUCUCUCUGCAUGGAACUGGGUGUUUCCAACCUCUUGGGAGGGCCUGGUGUGGAAGUUUGCAUGUUUUCUUAUUGCUGCUGUGCUGCCGCUGUACCACAUCUUUAACAAGAUCCGUGUUAGCUACUUGGAUGGACUGGAUGGGUGGGAGACUGCGAUGCAUGUGAUGUUGUCGCUGACGCUGGUUAUUUACAUGUUGGCGAGGAUUUACAUCAUUUUUGAGGCUUUUGUGAGUUUGAGGCAUGUUCCUAUUGGGGUGUAUAUGGCGCCUGUGUGGGUGCAGAUGUUUCCUCAUUUCUAG